AUGUUCCUGGUUAUCGGAAGCUUGGCACAAACAUAUCCUUCAACUUCUUUGGCACUUUCUUGCCUUCACCUCACGUUUCUGGGGCAGCAGAAACUUGGCAUCUCGUCUUAUUCAACAACUUUGAACUUCACUUCACUUUCCUCUGGCGCGAGGAAACCAGUACUUCACACGGCACUUUCUCCAUUUCCGGUACUUCACACUUUCACUCGGCAUUUCUGGGGCAGCAGAAAUGUUCUCUCCUCACUUCGCUCUCUUGGCAACUUGAGCUCGGAACCCAACACAUCAAUCAUCUUGUUUGGACUUCUCUCUUUUCCUUGCUUCCUAUUCUUCUUCUGA
This is a messenger RNA of Colletotrichum costaricense, 336 nucleotides long. RefSeq lists its product as uncharacterized. Lineage: Eukaryota; Fungi; Ascomycota; Sordariomycetes; Glomerellales; Glomerellaceae. The coding region runs from base 1 to 336 and encodes 111 amino acids. The record is from RefSeq and is a predicted model, not a curated record. The transcript has a single exon.